CCGUAUCGUAUCGCACCGGGGCAGAGCAACCAGCCAACCCGCGAAGUAGUACUGAGUACUGAAUGGAAGGUCUGGAUAGGCAGGCCACGCGCGCACACCCGUCCCUUCCUGGGCGGCAGCCGGCAGGCACCCGUCCCCCACCCACGCUACCAGAGUUCGCCGGAGAGGCGGCCACCUGUCGAGAGGGAGCUUCUCCACACGGCCACCGCAGCGGCAACCACCCCCACCACCUGUCCUGCUCCCCUCCUCGUGCCGCCUCGUCCUCUUUUUAACGGGUUUCUGACGCACGGGGGGCCGCCGUCAUGUGCCUCGCCGCCGCCAUCGCGUCCGCGUCCGCCUCACCCGCCCGCUGCCUGUCGCCCUCCUCCGCCGCGCUCCCCCGCCGCUUCCUCCACCACCUCCUCCUCGCCGCGACUCCUCCCCGGCCAACACCGCCCCCGCCGCCGCUGCGCUGCAUCCCGUUCCACCGGAUGGCGCAAUUCUGGACUCAAGGAUCACUGGACAAGAACAAAGCUCUUGUCGAAUACCUGAAGCAAUAUGGUGCUGUUAGAACUGAUAAAGUGGCUGAAGUAAUGGAAAGCAUUGACAGAGCAUUGUUCGUAGCAGAGGGCCUUACUCCUUACACUGACAGCCCUAUGCCUAUUGGUUAUAACGCGACGAUAUCUGCUCCUCACAUGCAUGCGACCUGCUUGGAGCUACUGAAGGAUCACUUGCAGCCAGGAAUGCAUGCUCUAGAUGUUGGAUCAGGCAGCGGUUACUUGACAGCUUGUUUUGCAAUGAUGGUUGGACCAGAAGGCCGUGCAGUGGGGAUAGAACAUAUUCCUGAGCUUGUCGCUGCUUCGACUGAGAAUGUCCAAAGAAGUGCCGCAGCACAAUUACUGAAGGAUGGAUCUCUUUCUUUCCAUGUUGCAGAUGGCAGGCUUGGUUGGCCUGACGAUGCACCAUACGACGCCAUUCAUGUGGGCGCCGCGGCACCGGAGAUUCCUCAGCCUCUGGUCGAUCAGCUGAAGACCGGCGGCCGGAUGGUCAUACCCGUCGGCAGCUACUUCCAGGAGCUGCAGGUGGUCGACAAGAACGCCGACGGCUCGGUGACCGUCCAGAACGACGCGUCCGUCCGCUACGUCCCUCUGACCAGCCGCUCCGCUCAGCUGCAGGAUUCCUAAGGUCGACGGCUCUAGGAGGUCAUGAAAACACAUGUAAAUAUCUCGACGCUCAGUCUACUUGGGUAGUUGGGUAGUUUGAUUAGUGCUAAUUAGUUUCUUCUAACGAGGUUGAGUAGAUGGUUUGGUCUGAGACGUUCAGUCAUGGUCAUCUGUCAGAUGCUGUAGAUCGAGCGUGAGCUCUGAGCAAUACUCGAUAAUAACCAAUAAAAGUACUUCUUAGCCUUUCAUAUA
Oryza sativa Japonica Group (Japanese rice) is the source of this 1394-nucleotide messenger RNA. RefSeq names its product protein-L-isoaspartate O-methyltransferase. The record is from RefSeq and is a predicted model, not a curated record. Gene Ontology annotation, cellular component: cytoplasm. NCBI's taxonomy places the organism in Eukaryota, Viridiplantae, Streptophyta, Magnoliopsida, Poales, Poaceae. Gene Ontology annotation, biological process: protein modification process. Gene Ontology annotation, molecular function: protein-L-isoaspartate (D-aspartate) O-methyltransferase activity.